AUGGCCGACAACCGCGUCCCAAUCAACUACCAAACCCCCAACUUCCCCUCGCUCUACUAUCCACUCCCCGGCCAUUUCAAGCACGCACACUACCUCUACUACACGACCGACAUCUGGCGCUUUACGCUCUACUGGACGCUGAUCUUUUACGCCGCAACGCAUCUCACCGUCGCCGCAUACGCGGUGCUGGUGCAUUGUCGCAAUUGGAACAUUAUCUGGAUCGUCCCCCUCGUUUAUAGUAUCGUUGCCGGCGUGGAGGGAUUGUUAGCGGGGAGUAUUGUGGGGCUUAUUAUUGGUGCCGUUUAUGAAGCGGGAAACUUUAGAAUGUCGACUUGGUUGCCCAUGAUUUGGGGCGGUGUCAACGUUUUGGUUCUCAUAUUGACCAGCUUCCCGAUGCAAGGCGGUCUUUGA
Molecule: messenger RNA, 411 nt
Organism: Penicillium lagena
Lineage: Eukaryota; Fungi; Ascomycota; Eurotiomycetes; Eurotiales; Aspergillaceae
Exons: 2
Coding region: 1-411 (136 amino acids)
Source: RefSeq, a predicted model, not a curated record